Microbotryum saponariae is the source of this 1997-nucleotide messenger RNA. The record is from the annotation of a GenBank genome assembly. Lineage: Eukaryota; Fungi; Basidiomycota; Microbotryomycetes; Microbotryales; Microbotryaceae.
AUGAAAUUCCUCAUCCCCCUUUCCGUCCUGGCUUCGGCUCUUCAGCUCACCUCGGCAGCCCCUGCCGCAGGCCUCAACGCCUUGCACGUCCGAGACCCCUCGGAAGGGCAGGCUCGUGCUGCCUCCAAGUGCUCGAACAGUCAGUUCCUGAAUCUCAAGAGUAAGUUGAGACCUUUGACUGCUCUCCACACCAACUGCUCCCGCUCCGGAGCUGACCCCUCGCGUGCUGCACCCCCUUUCAAGCCAACAAGUCUCAAGAUUGCUCAAAAACGUUCCCCCGUGCUUCGGCCUGCAACAAGGACGGACCUUUGGGGUGCAAGCUUGGUAACCUUGAGGGGGGCAAAUGCGAACUCGCAAAGUGCAAGAUUGAGAGCGCGUCCUACCUCUCGGACGAUGGUAAGCUUUGGGCUUCAUCUAGGCCGGUGUCUUCGCCAGCCUGCAGGCUGGUUUCAGCCAGAGACUGAAGAGCCACUUUCUCUUUCUCCAGGCCGAAGGUGCUUGCGAUGCAAGGACAAGGGUGCGUCGGAAUGCACUGCGACAGAGUCGUUGGACUGCAAGAAGGGUUACCUUCUAUCGGACAAGCGGGUCUGCGUCAAGGUCACCUGCACUCCGCCCAAGGUGUUGUCUCAAGACCGUAAGCCCAUUUGGUCACCUUGACCCUGAGAACCGCCUUCUUUUGAGCCUAAGUUGAGCGUAAAUCUUAUCGCCUCUUCUUGACAUUUUGAUAGAAAACGGAUGCUGCUUGGACCCCAACGCUUCGGCUUGCUCCGAUACCCAAGCUUCGACAGCGUGCAAGUCCGGCUACCAGCUCAAGAAUAACUUCUGCAGGCUCAUCGUGUGCAAGGCCCCGCUCGCAAUCGUGUCUGACGAUAGUGAGUUUUCAUGAUCGGUUGCGAAAAGUACAACAUCCCCUGAUUACACCACGUAAUUUGGGCCAUUACGAUCAGAUACCGGCUGCUGCUUCGACCCGCAUGCGACAAAGUGCUCCGACCGAAUCACCUCGACCUCGUGCGCAGUCGGGUACAAGCUUGAUCGUAACGAGUGCAAGGUCGACGAGACGCGCACUUGCAAGCCUCCACUUUCUGUCUACUCUGACGAUAGUAGGUCCCAGGAACAUCUCGAGGAGAGACUGUCUCGAUUUACGACUGACCAGUACGCCCUGGCUCGAUAUCUGUUGUCACAGAGAACGGCUGCUGCUUCGAUCCCCACGCCACCAAGUGCUCCGAUCGCAUCACGUCGACAGCAUGCGCCGCUGGAUACAAGCUCGACGUCAAUGAAUGCAAAGCCAUCGUAUGCACAGCCCCUCAAUCGGUCGUCUCCGAUGACAGUGAGUGAUUCUCCUAUACCCUAGCGGCAAAUUUCGUACAUGGCUGACCCAAUAGGCGCCAUUCUCUCCAUGAUGAUCUCGAAGACACGGGAUGUUGCUUCGAUCCGCAAGCAACCAAAUGUUCGACCCCCGAAGUAGCAACGGCUUGCACCGAUCUCCUUGACGUGGACGGAAACGUGUGCACCAAGAAUGCCGUUUGCCCUGUACCGACCUACAAGCCCAGACACGGUCAGUGCCUACAACCGCCGUCCUCGAGGCUCUCACCCCACUUUUCAACACAAUUCAGUUUCACUUACUUUUUCUUUCAUCUUCGUAGAUACGGGCUCCAACUGCUGCAUGGACCCUUACGCCACGGCCUGCUUCAACGACUUCAAGUCGACCGCUUGCUUAAAGGGCCGACGUUUGGGCAAAGGGGUUUGCGUGCCUCCCAAGUGUGAGGCGCCUUACGUCCAAUCCCAAGACGGUACGUCAACUCUACUAGAUUGCCCCUGGAGUUUUCGAGAUCAAGUUCUGUUCACUGAUCAUGCUAUGUCUUCGGCCGUCGAUUCGAAUCUUCACAGAUAGCGGAUGCUGCACCGACCCGUACGCGACCGCCUGUUCGUCUGCCUCGGUGUCGACCAAGUGCAGGCGAGGCUACCGCACCUUGGGCACCAAGUGCGUCAAGUGUUGA